Delphinapterus leucas (beluga whale) is the source of this 5209-nucleotide messenger RNA. The record is from RefSeq and is a predicted model, not a curated record. Lineage: Eukaryota; Metazoa; Chordata; Mammalia; Artiodactyla; Monodontidae.
UUGAGUUGCAAAUUGUCAGGAACCGGGGGAUUGCAGGCAGCCCUUGUGGUUGACUGGAAAUCGAUUUCCAUCUCUCAGACACUAGUUAGAAUGGGCUGUGUGUUCUGGAAGGGGGUGGAAGUAAGGAGGAGGAGGUGCUGUGAGCAGAGUUCUUGAAGCUCCACUCCUCUGGGGAAGCCGAGCCGUGAGGGGGACUCCUGACUGAGCGGAGCGUGUGAAUUGGAAAGGAUCCUGCUAGCUGGCUAGUCCCAGUUCCUCUCCAGAAAAGCAGUUGCUCUGGCUUCAGAGAUGUGCCCAGCCUUCGCCUGCAUCACACUGCAGUAAGUUCAACUCGACACGGUUGGCAGUUUGAGUGGCUUCUGGUGCUUUAAUACGUUAUUGAAACUACAAACCCAUAUCCACAGUGGUCUCAUUGUUGACAGACUUCAUAUUUUGAAAGCUUGAGGUAUUUUAUAAUGAAACAUGCCAUGUGGAAACUUUGAAGCAUAAAUUCUGCCAAACAUCUGAAUAAAGGAUUUCUCACCUGGUAUGUAAGAGGUCUCCUCACCACCACCAUGACAAACCAGGAAAAAUGGGUCCAUCUCAGCCCCUCAGAAUUUUCCCAGCUUCAGAAAUAUGCUGAAUAUUCUACAAAGAAAGUAAAAGACGUUCUUGAAGAAUUCCAUGGUAAUGGUGUGCUUGCAAAGUAUAAUCCUGAAGGGAAACAAGACAUUCUUAAACAAACAAUAGAUUUUGAAGGUUUCAAGCUAUUUAUGAAGACAUUCCUGGAAGCCGAGCUUCCUGAUGAUUUCACAACACACCUUUUCAUGUCAUUUAGCAACAAGUUUCCUCAUUCUAGUCCAAUGGUAAAAAGUAAGCCUGCUCUCCUCUCAGGUGGUCUGAGAAUGAAUAAAGGUGCCAUCACCUCUCCCCGUACUUCUCCAGCAAAUACGUGUUCCCCAGAAGUAAUCCACCUGAAGGAUAUUGUCUGUUACCUGUCUCUCCUUGAAAGAGGAAGACCUGAGGAUAAACUGGAGUUUAUGUUUCGCCUCUAUGACACGGAUGGAAAUGGCUUCCUGGACAGCUCGGAACUAGAAAAUAUCAUCAGUCAGAUGAUGCAUGUGGCAGAGUACCUGGAAUGGGACGUCACUGAACUUAAUCCAAUCCUUCAUGAAAUGAUGGAAGAAAUUGACUAUGAUCAUGAUGGAACAGUCUCUCUGGAGGAAUGGAUUCAAGGAGGCAUGACCACAAUUCCACUUCUUGUGCUCCUGGGCUUAGAAAAUAAUGUGAAGGAUGACGGACAGCACGUGUGGCGACUCAAGCACUUUAACAAACCUGCCUACUGCAAUCUUUGCUUGAACAUGCUGAUCGGCGUGGGGAAGCAGGGCCUCUGCUGCUCCUUUUGCAAGUACACAGUCCAUGAGCGCUGCGUGGCUAGAGCACCUCCUUCUUGCAUCAAGACUUACGUAAAGUCCAAGAAGAACACUGAUGUGAUGCAUCAUUACUGGGUUGAAGGCAACUGCCCAACCAAGUGUGAUAAGUGCCACAAAACAGUUAAAUGUUACCAGGGCUUGACAGGACUGCAUUGUGUUUGGUGUCAGAUCACACUGCAUAAUAAAUGUGCUUCUCAUCUGAAACCUGAAUGUGACUGCGGACCUUUGAAGGACCAUAUUUUACCACCUACAACAAUUUGUCCAGUGGUACUGCAGACUCUGCCCACUUCAGGAGUUUCAGUCCCUGAGGAAAGACAAGCAACAGUGAAAAAGGAAAAGGGUGGCUCCCAGCUGUCAAACAAAGUGAUUGACAAGAACAAAAUGCAAAGAGCCAACUCUGUUACUGUGGAUGGACAAGGCCUACAGAUCACUCCUGUUCCUGGUACUCAUCCACUUUUAGUUUUUGUGAACCCCAAAAGUGGUGGGAAGCAAGGAGAACGAAUUUACAGAAAAUUCCAAUAUCUGCUAAAUCCUCGUCAGGUUUACAGUCUUGCUGGAAAUGGACCAAUGCCAGGGUUAAACUUUUUCCGUGAUGUUCCUGAUUUCAGAGUGUUAGCCUGCGGUGGAGAUGGAACUGUGGGGUGGAUUUUGGACUGCAUAGAAAAGGCAAAUGUAGUCAAGCAUCCUCCAGUGGCUAUUCUGCCUCUCGGGACCGGCAAUGAUCUAGCAAGAUGUCUGCGAUGGGGAGGAGGUUAUGAGGGUGAGAAUCUGAUGAAAAUCUUAAAAGACAUUGAAAACAGCACAGAAAUCAUGUUGGACAGGUGGAAGUUUGAAGUCAUACCUAAUGACAAAGAUGAGAAGGGAGACCCAGUGCCUUACAGUAUCAUCAAUAAUUACUUUUCCAUUGGCGUGGAUGCUUCCAUUGCUCACAGAUUCCACAUCAUGAGAGAAAAACACCCAGAAAAAUUCAAUAGUAGAAUGAAGAACAAAUUUUGGUAUUUUGAGUUUGGCACAUCUGAAACUUUCUCAGCCACCUGCAAGAAGCUACAUGAAUCUGUAGAAAUAGAAUGUGAUGGAGUACAGAUUGAUUUAAUAAACAUCUCUCUGGAAGGAAUUGCUAUUUUGAAUAUACCAAGCAUGCAUGGAGGGUCCAAUCUUUGGGGAGAGUCUAAGAAAAGACGAAGCCAUCGCCGAACAGAGAAAAAAGGGUCUGACAAAAGGACCACGCUCACAGAUGCCAAAGAGUUGAAGUUUGCAAGUCAAGAUCUGAGUGAUCAGCUGCUGGAGGUGGUUGGCUUGGAAGGAGCUAUGGAGAUGGGGCAAAUAUACACAGGACUGAAAAGUGCUGGGCGGCGGCUGGCUCAGUGCUCCUCUGUGGUCAUCAGGACUAGCAAGUCUCUGCCAAUGCAGAUCGAUGGGGAACCAUGGAUGCAGACCCCAUGCACCAUAAAAAUUAUGCACAAGAACCAAGCCCCGAUGCUGAUGGGCCCUCCUCCAAAAACCGGGUUGUUCUGCUCCCUCAUCAAAAGAACAAGAAACCGAAGCAAGGAAUAAUCCUGUAUCUUUUCAUUCUUAGAGAUUUAAUUAGCAUAAUUGGGCCAUGGAACACUUAUGCUGGAAAUCGUUGAACAAUUUCAAGUCUCCUGCUCAUGCAAAAUCAUGGAAUUGGUUUAACAGUUUUUGUUACUGAGUUAAUGUAAAAUCCAGCUAUUAGAAAAUUUAAUGUCUCAGUUUUUAUAAGCAUCUUUGCAUGAAGAAAGCAGAAGUUUACAUGAAGUGAUACUGCCUAUUUUUGUUGCAUGCAUUCCCAUAAAUUUUUUUGUCUCCUACCCAUUCCUUCUCCAAUUUCCAUUUACUAACCUGUAAAAAAAACCUGUACAACAAAAAAAGGAAAUAUCACGGGAAAUGUGAUUCCAGUUAUUAAUAAGCACUACUUAAUAAUGCUACAAUAAUCAUAAUUGCAGAUUGCUAUACUUUUCCCUUUAGAAUCAAACAGUAUAUCAAUGAUCUUUGACCUGUGAGUUGAGGAGAAGCUUUUAAUUGAAAGGUUUUGUUAAAUAGUUGUCUACUUGCUGUAUCUAAGUAGUUUUUCUUCGACAUCUUGAUGCUUCUGAGUGGAAUUUAAGAUAUCAGGUAUAAAGUAUUCUUAUGCUAAGAAGUAGGAAGUGGUUUUUAGUUUGUUUAGUUUUGUUUUUAAUUCCAGACAUAAGUGGAAACAUAUUACUUGGCAGUAAAGUAUGUUAACAUGGCAAGCCUUAUUCCCUUCUGCAUGUGAAUUUAGAAGAAAAUUCUUAAUCACAACAGUAACCAAAUAGAUGUUUGAAACUAUGUGCCUAAUAAACUGUGUUUCCCACCAAAGAUUCAGAAAAAGAUGCUUUGAGAGAAAUGGGUUAAUGCAUAAUUAAUUAAGCAUUGUGGAGAAAAUCUAUGGUUCUAAUGUGCAAUUUUGUGAUGACUAAAACUCUGGAAGAGAGUGAAUUACCCAUUAAUUAUAAUUAAAAUUCUCACUUUUCACAGACAAUAAGCCGUACAACACAAUCAAAGCUCAACGGCUGAUUUCUUGCUUUUUUGGCCAUUUAUAAGUAUAGACGUCUGUAAUUUUUAAUGGGUCAGUUAAGUACACUUGAGAAAGUAAAUGAUUGUAUCAGUUCCUUUCUAGUAUAAAUUGAUACCUGUAAUAAUAUUGAGCUCAUUGAAGUUAAUCAUGCAUGCAUUUGCACCCUCCCCCUCACCGCCUCUACUCCCAUCUCUGUGACAUUUCAAAUAUUUAUUUGGAAAUAACGGCCUAGAUUGUUGUUAAAGUAUUUCAUGGCCUGGGUGGAUUCUCUGAUUGUUUGAAGAAAUUAUGGAAUAGUAUUUUUUAAGUGUUUCAUUAAGCCUAUGAUAUAAAAUGAAAUGCUGUUCUGAGCAGAUUUGGUAUUGUUCAUUCAUAUUGACCUGCAUCUUAUCAUUGUAUGUUUUAUGUUUUCAAAUGUGCCAUAAGGAAAACAAGUGCUUGAAGUGCAUGAUUUAUUAGUUUCUCUCUCCACUCUGCAUUAAAGUACUAAUGAUUUAUCAGUUCUAUUUUUCUAUUGAUUCAUUCAUCUUUGAAUUACAAAUAACAUUUAGUGAUUCUGUUGAACAUAAUCCUGAGCAUGGAUUUAUGGAUUUCAAGUGAAAUUGCUAUAAUUUUUGUUCUUUGAUUUGAAGACUCAACUGAAUGCUGUUAUGUAAAAUGGCUACCCUCAAGCAUUGUGCUAUAAUGGAAGAUUAUGUAUAAAGCGUAUUCUUUUAGUGUUCCAGGAACAUUGGAUGGAGGAUGGGAAACAACUGCAGUUUUCAAGGAAGAAUCUGUUUUGAAUCUCAGACUGUAUUCUACUUGAAUAAGACGAAACUUAUGACCCCAUUCCUUUUUGUGUCAAAGUUAGUCUGUUUUUAAUUGGUUAUUAAAAGGACAAUGUACCUUUCUUGGCACAUAUUAGCCCAAAGAGCUAUUCAAAUACACUACGUAUGUUCUAAAUUAAAAUAUUAAGCCCUUGUAAUAUAUGUUGAGGAUGUAAAGUUUAAAUAAAUAAAUAAACAAACAAACUUGCAGAAGAACUUGUAUUUUGUGAAAUGCAGAAAUCACCCCUUAAAUCUCUCAACUAAAGUGCAUUGUAUUUAAAUAAAGUUUGAAUAAACUCACAUUUAAAGGAUUCUAUACAUCUGUAUUGUGCUUAAAAACAUGGAAUUCAUUUCAUUAUACUAUCUUAAUUAUUUUCUCAGAAAGUGUUAUAUACAGUAUCCUGCUUUUUUGAAAUAAAAAUGUUAACCAUUCA